AUGGGUCGUUGGGACGAAGCCAGCUGGUGCCAUUUCUUCCCCCAGACCCACACUGAACUAGCAAGGGCCUGGUUUGAUUCUUUGCUAGUAGGAUCACUGGCCUCAUUCGAACAAUUGCAAGAAAAAAUUCUUGCACAUUUCAGCCAACAAAGACGUCACAAUCGUGAUUCAUUGGACGUCAUAAACAUCUGGCGCGGAGAGAACGAAAGCUUGGAAGCUUUCGUCAUCCGCUACAACAAAGAAUACCUCAAAAUUGGUGGGGUAGCAGACCAAAUGUCCUGCAACCAAUUCCUGCAAGAGGUCAAUCAUGACGAAAUGAUUAUGACAAUCUCGGGCAAGGAAAGCUUGCCAGAGAAAUGGGACGAUGUCAUGGCGGCAAUCAAGACGUAUGCCCAGACCACGCGGUCUCUCAAACCGCACACUAGCAAAACCCGCCCCCAGACGAAAGGUCAGUCAUCCCGCCAAGAGGUAAAGCGCUACAACAACAAGCGCCACCGGGAUACAUGGAAUUGA
This is a messenger RNA of Helianthus annuus (common sunflower), 513 nucleotides long. RefSeq lists its product as uncharacterized. Bases 1 to 513 code for a protein of 170 amino acids. The transcript has a single exon. NCBI's taxonomy places the organism in Eukaryota, Viridiplantae, Streptophyta, Magnoliopsida, Asterales, Asteraceae. The record is from RefSeq and is a predicted model, not a curated record.